This is a messenger RNA of Dama dama (fallow deer), 2450 nucleotides long. RefSeq names its product UDP-glucuronosyltransferase 2B18-like. The coding region runs from base 24 to 1031 and encodes 335 amino acids. The transcript has 4 exons. Gene Ontology annotation, molecular function: UDP-glycosyltransferase activity. NCBI's taxonomy places the organism in Eukaryota, Metazoa, Chordata, Mammalia, Artiodactyla, Cervidae. The record is from RefSeq and is a predicted model, not a curated record.
UUAAAGUACUGCAUAUAAACAAGAUGUCUAUGAAGUGGCUCUCACUUCUGCUGCUACAACUGACUUGCUCCUUUAGCUCUGGAAGUUGUGGAAAGGUGCUGGUGUGGCCAAUGGAAUAUAGUCAUUGGAUGAAUAUGAAGACAAUUCUGGAUGAACUUGUCACAAGGGGUCAUGAGGUGACUGUUUUGAUACCUUCAGCUACCACUUUCAUUGAUUCCAAAAAACCAUCUUCUCUCAAAUUGGAGAUUUUCCCUGUAUCUUUAAUUAAAGAAGAAAAUGAGGAUUUUCUUAAAUAUUUUGUUGGGAAAUGGACACGUGCAGUGAGAGAUUCCUUUUGGAAUCAUCUUUCAACAGUGAAAAGUUUAUUCUGGGAAUAUUCUGAUAUUUUAAUGGAGAUCUGUAGAGAAGUUGUUUCAAAUAAGAAACUUAUGACAAAACUGCAUGAAGAAAGGUUUGAUGUCAUUUUUGCAGAUGCUGUUGGACCCUGUGGUGAGCUGCUGGCUGAGAUACUUAAAAUACCAUUCAUGUACAGUCUCUACUCCUCACCUGGAUCUUCAGUUGAAAAGAAGAGUGGAAGGCUUCCAUUCCCACCAUCCUAUGUACCUGUUAUGUUUUCAGAAUUAAGUGAUCACAUGACAUUCAUGGAGAGGGUCAAAAAUAUGAUAUAUGUACUCUAUUUUGACUUCUGGUUCCAGGCAUUCAAUGAGAAGAAGUGGAAUCGGUUUUACAGUGAAGUACUAGGAAGGCCCACUACAUUAGUUGAGACAAUGGGGAAAGCUGAAAUGUGGCUCAUUCGAAACUAUUGGGAUUUUUCAUUUCCUCGCCCACGGCUACCAAAUGUUGAAUUUGUUGGAGGCCUCCACUGCAAACCUGCCAAACCCCUGCCUAAGGAAAUGGAAGAGUAUGUGCAGACCUCUGGAGAAAAUGGUAUUGUGGUGUUUUCCUUGGGGUCAAUGGUCAGUAACAUGUCAGAAGAAAGAGCUAAUGUGAUUGCAUCAGCUCUUGCCCAGAUACCACAAAAGAGCAAGUAGAAGUUAGUGAAGUCGCUCAAUCGUGUCCGGCUCUUUGCGACCCCAUGGACUGUAGCCUACCAGGCUCCUUCAUCCACGGAAUUUUCCAGUCAAGAGUACUGGAGUGGAUUGCCAUUUCCUUCUCCAGGGGAUCUUCCCAACCCAGGGAUAGAACCUGGGUCUCCCGCAUUGCAGGCAGAUGCUUUACCAUCUAAGUCACCAUCUAAGCCCAGGGAAGUAGAAGUUAAACACUAGCAAAUUAUAAUCCAGUUUAUAAGAAUUGCUUGGAAUUCCAAAAUUGUUCCUUAUUUUGACACUGGACCUGGUGGUGGUGGUUUAGUUGCUAAGUUGUGUCCAACUCUUGGAACCCCAAGGACAAAGGAGCCUGGCAGGCUACUGUUCAUGAGAUUCUCCAGGCAAGAAUACUAGAGUGGGUUUUCGUUUCCUUUUCCAAGGGAUCUUCCCAACCCACGAAUCAAACCUGGGUCUUCUGCAUUGUAGGCAGAUUCUUUACCAACUGAGCUACAGGGAAAGCCCAGGAGACCUAGAGACUGAACCUAGAGACCACAUUAAUCAAUGAAGUCAAUGCUUUGUGCUUCAAUGUUGAAGUUUCCAGGAUCUGUUGAAUAAGAUUUAAUGUCACAGUUUUAGAACUUUUUCAACAGUCUUUUGUCACAAAUUACCAACUGGCUCUUCUUUUCCAAAGGUAAAGCAUUCUAAACCUAGUAAUAGUGGUAAUACCUUGGAUUCAUGUUGAAAAUUUACAGUUGUCAUUGUUUUUGGAAGAAGUGCUAAAAAAUUGUAAUCUAAAUGAAGUACACUUUCUAGGCAACAGUAAUUAGCUUAUUAAUAAUUUAUAAAUAAGCAAAAAUAUUUAUUUCUCUUAAGUGGCCAAUGCACGCAUUUUCCUCUUUAUAAUCAAAAUAUAUGAAAUUCUAAUAAAAUAACUUGUUAUAUAUAAAGUUGAUAAAAUCUCUUCCAUAACAGCCAAAAAGAAAUAAAUGAGUGAAUAUUUGAAAAUGAGAGCUAGUAUAUAAAGAAAGCAAAUAAGUGUGUAGGUUAUUUGAAAUCAGCCACUAUCUAUCCCAUGGACAGAGGAGCCUAGCAGGCUACGGUCCAUUGGGGUCACAAAGAGUUGGACAUGACUUAGUGACUGAAACAAACAAACAACUAUCUUUUUAUACUAAAAACAAGACCACCUAGUAACUUUUUAAGUAUCUGAAUUGGUCAUUGAAAAUCUCAUUUGUCUUUGCCAUCAUGUGUAUAUCAAAUGUACAUAUUCCUGUUUAUGUUAGUGUAUUAAUAGUUAUCAUUACUUAAUAUGUCCUCAUUUUCUUACAUGUCACAUUGAAGACAUGUAAUUAUGUGUUAUGAUUGCUUUAGAAUUCUAAUGCUGUAACUUUGAAAUUCAACUCAUAGAAUAAGGUAUUACCUUUACCU